CACAGGGGGUGACCAUUCUUUGUCUCCACAGCUAUGAUAUGGUGCAUUACGGCCACUCCAACCAGCUGCGCCAGGCGCGGGCCAUGGGUGACUACCUCAUCGUGGGUGUGCACACUGACGAGGAGAUCUCCAAGCACAAAGGGCCCCCGGUGUUCACUCAGGAGGAGAGAUAUAAAAUGGUGCAGGCCAUCAAGUGGGUGGACGAGGUGGUGCCCGCAGCCCCCUAUGUCACCACGCUGGAGACGCUGGACAAGUAUGACUGCGACUUCUGUGUCCACGGCAAUGAUAUCACACUAACCGUAGAUGGUCACGACACCUAUGAGGAAGUGAAGCAGGCUGGGAGGUACAGAGAGUGCAAGCGCACCCAGGGUGUGUCUACCACAGACCUUGUCGGCCGCAUGCUACUGGUGACCAAGGCCCAUCACAGCAGCCAGGAGCUGUCCUCUGAGUACCGGGAGUAUGCAGAUAGCUUCGGGAAGUGCCCUGGUGGACGGAACCCCUGGACAGGGGUGUCUCAGUUUCUGCAGACCUCCCAGAAGAUCAUCCAGUUUGCUUCUGGGAAGGAGCCCCAGCCAGGAGAGACGGUCAUCUAUGUGGCCGGAGCCUUUGAUCUGUUCCACAUUGGGCACGUGGACUUCCUGGAAAAGGUGCACGGGCUGACAGACAGACCCUAUAUCAUCGCCGGAUUGCACUUUGAUCAGGAGGUCAACCACUACAAGGGGAAGAACUACCCCAUCAUGAAUCUGCACGAGCGGACCCUGAGCGUGCUAGCCUGCCGGUAUGUGUCAGAGGUGGUGAUUGGGGCCCCAUAUGCAGUCACAGCAGAGCUUCUGGGUCACUUCAAGGUGGACCUGGUGUGUCACGGGAAGACAGAGAUUAUGCCUGACAGGGAUGGGUCUGACCCCUACCAGGAGCCCAAGAGAAGGGGCAUCUUCCGUCAGGUUGACAGUGGCAGCGAUCUCACCACAGACCUCAUUGUCCAGAGGAUCAUCAAGAACAGAUUAGAGUACGAGGCACGAAACCAGAAGAAAGAAGCUAAGGAGCUGGCCUUCCUGGAGGCCAUGAGGCGACAAGAGGUGCAGCCCUCAGGGGAGAACAGCUGUGAUUUCUGACGCAGAGGAGCGUGGUUCUGGAGAGCCCUCGGUGCCAGGUGGUCCUCACCUUGCUCUCCUGUGUCCUACAGUUUGGCUGUUAUGAUCCUUAAGGAAGCCGCAGUGCCACCUCUUGCUGGCCUGGCUCUGGGAGGGUGGUGUGGGGGGACGCUGCCUCCCACCUGCCUGCAAGGUGUCCAUUUUGCGGCAGGCACCCAGCCCUCUCUGUUAAGCUACUCAGAGAGGGUGCCUAGAACAGUGGAGCGGCCCAGCAAGCAGGAUGAGCAGAGGGCUCUGCUCAGUGCGUUGGGUUCCAGCUGCCGUGCUCCAUCCUGUCCCAGAAGCUCCCUCUGACCCUGGACACCUCCUGCUGCCUGGGCUGGAGGCCACGCUGCCUCCCCCCUUCUUUGGUGGGAGGCACAGAGGGACCCCAGGACUGCCCCUUCCUUCUCUGGGUGCAGACCACACACGCUCUGCCCUCCAGCACCCCAGCACCCGGGCCUGGCUCUAGCAAAAUGCGCUUGUCCCUCCCCGGCCAGCUCUGCUGUUCUUCAGACGGAUUCUGUUCUGUUCUGUGCCUCACCGGCUGAUGUAAAUCUCUUUGGUGCGACCAAAUAAAGCCUGGUGAGCAGUG
Molecule: messenger RNA, 1725 nt
Organism: Galeopterus variegatus (Sunda flying lemur)
Lineage: Eukaryota; Metazoa; Chordata; Mammalia; Dermoptera; Cynocephalidae
Gene: PCYT2
Product: phosphate cytidylyltransferase 2, ethanolamine
Exons: 12
Coding region: 39-1112 (357 amino acids)
Biological process (GO): phosphatidylethanolamine biosynthetic process
Cellular component (GO): cytoplasm
Molecular function (GO): ethanolamine-phosphate cytidylyltransferase activity
Source: RefSeq, a predicted model, not a curated record